CUAUACCAGGCAUCUGCUUCAUCUCGUAGUGUACCUGGUGGUGUAAGGGAAACAAGACGUUCAAUUAGUGAUAGUCGAUCAGGAACACGCAAAAUGGCAAUUGGUCAUCAUAUUGGUGAGCGUUCCCAUAUUAUAGAACGUGAGCAGUCAAGAGAAGGAAGCCUUGAAGAAAAGCAAGAGUUUAUAAACCUUGAUGAAGAUGAGGCACAACAAUUUGAUCAGGAAUUUCGUCAUCGAACUCAGCACAUGCAUAGUGGAACCUCUCUGGAUUACAGACCCAGAAAUAGAAGUUCAAACACCUCAUACAAUCGAGUCAGCAGUGUCCCUGCAAUUACUUCUUCUCA
Molecule: messenger RNA, 344 nt
Organism: Penaeus vannamei (Pacific white shrimp)
Lineage: Eukaryota; Metazoa; Arthropoda; Malacostraca; Decapoda; Penaeidae
Source: RefSeq, a predicted model, not a curated record